Pochonia chlamydosporia 170 is the source of this 738-nucleotide messenger RNA. Its product is annotated as peptide alpha-N-acetyltransferase. The transcript is spliced from 3 exons. The record is from RefSeq and is a predicted model, not a curated record. Gene Ontology annotation, cellular component: mitochondrion. Lineage: Eukaryota; Fungi; Ascomycota; Sordariomycetes; Hypocreales; Clavicipitaceae. Bases 1 to 738 code for a protein of 245 amino acids.
AUGUUCCGCGCACUCGGGCUACGCAGUCCAGCAUCGCCAGCAUGGACAGGCGCCUGGCGAAGAAUGUUCUUUUCAGAAACCACGAACCCAAUUCUCAGAACCAUUCGAACCCAACAACUAGCCAGACUUCACAUGUUGCGAAACACCACCACCCGCCAGUCGGCAAGCCGGCCCAGUCUGUCACUCCCGAGAAUACAACGUCGUGGCUUCCGCUUCUCCCCAUGGCGUCGAAACACGACACAGAACGGCACGCAGGAAAAGCUUACGCUGAGCCAGCGACUGAAGAGACUUUCCAAGGAAUACGGCUGGUCAGCCGUGGGCGUCUACUUGACGCUGAGUGUGUUGGAUUUCCCGUUUUGCUUCCUCCUCGUGCGGGUUGUGGGAACGGACACGAUUGGGAAAAUCGAGCACUACGUUGUGUCGACGGUCAAGCAGUUCAUUCCGGAGUCUGUUCGUCAAAAGUGGCAUGAGUAUUGGCGAUCUAUUAAGAGCAAGGAGGUUGAGACGCUGGGGAAUGAUAAUAUCAGCGACGGGGUGGAAAUGGCUGGUUGGGGAGUCGAGGAGGCCCAGGAGCGGAACAAGGAAGAAGCCAGCUUGGGAACGCAGUUGGCACUUGCAUAUGCCAUUCACAAGAGCUUCAUCUUUUUGAGAGUGCCGCUUACUGCCGCGGUCACACCCAAGGUCGUCAAGGUUCUGAGAUCUUGGGGCUGGAACAUUGGAAAACGCGCAUCGCGCUAG